AUGCUCGGCUCUGUGCGACGGGCGGGACGGUGGAGCCGUGGGCAGUGGAGGGUGGAGAGAGGAGAUCCUGUCGGGGAGGUGGAGAAUGUUGCUGCUGCUGCUGCUGCUGCUGCUGCUGCUGCUGCUGUUGUUGAGAAUGGAAUUUGUCGAGCGAGAGAAACUGCGAGAGAAGGCUGGAGAGAAGAGAAGCUUGACAAUACGAGACCCGAGCUUGCACACACGCGCGGCUUGUGGUUUGUGGCUGAUAUCCUCACCCAGCCAGGGGAACUGGCGCCCGAUGAGAUGGAAUUACAGGCUUGUUGCAGCUGCCAGCAGCAGUGGCAGACUGGGGCGAUAAUGCAAGUAGUGAAAGUCAGAUUGGGCUGGCUGCUGCACCUCCAUCCCACCUGGCAUCAGUCUGCGUUUCUCGAUCGGGUCCCGAAUCACGAUGCGGGGAAGGGCGCCACGGCGCUCUCCAUAUGGCACUGCCAUCUUGCAUCUUCCAUAUUCCAUCUUCAUCUCCCAUCCUUCUUCCCCUUUCCCUUUGCAUUCCCACGCACCACCGCGGUCGUGACAGACGCCUACCCAGGUACACAUUCACUCUAUACUAGGGCCUGGAGAGUCUUAAACGGCGCCCGACUGUUACCUUGGCCAAGAUUGGCCCAGUACCUCCAGGUUGAAUGCCUCCCUCCAGGUACCCAACAUAUGUUUCAGCAUGCAUCUCUGUCUGGAAAAGGGCACAAGGGGCAGCUAGGAACCAGAUGCUCGGAUUGA
Molecule: messenger RNA, 753 nt
Organism: Podospora pseudocomata
Lineage: Eukaryota; Fungi; Ascomycota; Sordariomycetes; Sordariales; Podosporaceae
Exons: 3
Coding region: 1-753 (250 amino acids)
Source: RefSeq, a predicted model, not a curated record